Messenger RNA from Salarias fasciatus (jewelled blenny), 1617 nucleotides. RefSeq names its product tubulin alpha-1A chain. Bases 122 to 1477 code for a protein of 451 amino acids. Lineage: Eukaryota; Metazoa; Chordata; Actinopteri; Blenniiformes; Blenniidae. The transcript has 4 exons. Gene Ontology annotation, biological process: microtubule-based process. Gene Ontology annotation, cellular component: microtubule. Gene Ontology annotation, molecular function: structural constituent of cytoskeleton; GTP binding. The record is from RefSeq and is a predicted model, not a curated record.
AUAAAUACCCACAUCCAUCCUCCAGUGCGCCAUUAUCUCUUACAUCGACCCCAUAACAGUCGAAUUGUAAGACUUCCAGUCGAGCUGCUUCAAACCUUUAGCGCGACCCCAACAGAACAAAAUGCGUGAGUGCAUCUCCAUCCACGUUGGUCAGGCCGGUGUGCAGAUUGGCAAUGCAUGCUGGGAGUUGUAUUGCCUGGAGCAUGGCAUCCAGCCGGACGGACAGAUGCCCAGUGACAAAACCAUUGGAGGAGGAGACGACUCCUUCAACACCUUCUUCAGUGAGACUGGAGCUGGAAAGCACGUGCCCAGAGCAGUUUUUGUAGAUCUGGAGCCGACUGUGAUCGAUGAGGUGCGCACUGGGACCUAUCGUCAGCUGUUCCACCCUGAGCAGCUGAUCACUGGCAAAGAGGAUGCUGCCAAUAACUACGCCCGUGGACACUACACCAUCGGCAAAGAGAUCAUUGACCUGGUUCUGGACAGGAUCCGCAAACUGGCUGACCAGUGCACUGGUCUCCAGGGCUUCCUGGUCUUCCACAGCUUCGGUGGUGGCACCGGCUCCGGCUUCACCUCCCUGCUGAUGGAGCGUCUGUCUGUCGACUACGGAAAGAAGUCCAAGCUGGAGUUCUCCAUCUACCCAGCUCCCCAGGUGUCCACUGCUGUGGUGGAGCCCUACAACUCCAUCCUGACCACCCACACCACCCUGGAGCACUCCGACUGUGCCUUCAUGGUGGAUAACGAGGCCAUCUAUGACAUCUGCCGUAGGAACCUCGACAUUGAGCGCCCCACCUACACCAACCUGAACAGGCUGAUCGGUCAGAUUGUGUCCUCCAUCACCGCUUCCCUUCGUUUUGAUGGUGCCCUCAAUGUUGAUCUGACUGAGUUCCAGACCAACUUGGUGCCAUAUCCUCGUAUCCACUUCCCUCUGGCCACCUACGCCCCUGUCAUCUCCGCUGAGAAAGCUUAUCAUGAGCAGCUCUCAGUGGCUGAGAUCACCAAUGCCUGCUUCGAGCCAGCCAAUCAGAUGGUGAAAUGCGACCCCCGCCACGGCAAAUACAUGGCUUGCUGCCUGUUGUACCGUGGAGACGUGGUGCCCAAAGAUGUGAACGCCGCCAUCGCCACCAUCAAAACCAAACGCACCAUCCAGUUUGUGGACUGGUGCCCAACUGGUUUCAAGGUGGGCAUCAACUACCAGCCCCCCACUGUGGUUCCUGGUGGCGAUCUGGCUAAGGUGCAGAGGGCUGUGUGCAUGCUGAGCAACACCACUGCCAUUGCAGAGGCCUGGGCUCGGCUUGACCACAAGUUUGACCUGAUGUACGCCAAGCGUGCCUUUGUGCACUGGUACGUGGGUGAGGGUAUGGAGGAGGGAGAGUUCUCCGAGGCCAGAGAGGACAUGGCCGCUCUGGAGAAGGAUUAUGAGGAGGUCGGUGUUGACUCUGUUGAAGGUGAUGGAGAGGAGGAAGGAGAAGAGUAUUAAAAUACAUGAAGGCACUAAACUGCAAAUUACCAGUUAAACGGUUCAGAAAGCAAUUUAAGCAGUUGUAGCUUUGAGUUUACUCUUCACUGGUAGAUUUGUGUUAAAAUGGAAGUUCAGCGCCAUUUGAAAAGGUUAUCAGA